UUCAGUUCAUCAGCAGAUGGCGUCGAGAGUCGGUCGCCCUCCGGACAUUCCGAUAGCGCUGGACAGCCGAGUCACGAGGACGGCGACGAUACUGAGGCCACUAAGUGCUCGCCUAACGCCCCUCUGAAACGUGCCUUCCCCAGUCCGGGCAAGAGUCCCGAGACAAAGACAAAAAGACCGGCCUCAGCAGCGGGAAGAAAGCAGAGUAGUAGCACCUCUACGCCGCCAGGGCCUUCUGUUGACUAUACUGGGAUAUCUGAACACGCGGAUAGUUCCUGCUAUGACUUUGAUCCCUUCCAUGUGCACAACUUUGCUGAGUCCUUCAAAUCCCAGCCCGCCUUCCCUACGCCCAACUGCUUUUCUCCGGAAUGCACUACGCCGUCUCUGCAAAAUUCGAACUCCUACGAAUCCCCAGAGGCGCCCGACCUUGAUGACGGUGAGGAAUUUUUUUUGGCAGACUACUUUUCUUAA
Dibothriocephalus latus is the source of this 471-nucleotide messenger RNA. Lineage: Eukaryota; Metazoa; Platyhelminthes; Cestoda; Diphyllobothriidea; Diphyllobothriidae. The record is from the annotation of a GenBank genome assembly.